Molecule: messenger RNA, 1374 nt
Organism: Candidula unifasciata
Lineage: Eukaryota; Metazoa; Mollusca; Gastropoda; Stylommatophora; Geomitridae
Source: the annotation of a GenBank genome assembly
AUGGAAAUGGCGGACACGUCUGCUGUAGACUUGCAGAGAGCUGCUUUCGGUUACUUUUCCCGCACAAGUUACAUCAGUAAACGAAUUCUAGCUGAGGAAAAAACAUUUCUAAAACAUCUUGGAAACCAGUGGAAUGAGUUACCGACUAAACAUCGAAAUGAUUUGUUAGAUUUGCUGUUUGUGGAUGAUCCGAUCCGGGCUAGCUAUCAUAGCUGCUAUGCAGACCGAGUAGCUGCGGCCGACGUUGUGCAGGAAUCGUUUCCUCGCUUGUACAUCAGUUCUGGAAAUAAGAUCAAUGUCGACUUUGAGAAUGAUCUGUGGACGUGGAGAGAUGAGCAUUCUGGUCCAUUUUCUUGGAUGUCCAGGAGUCAGCAGGAUCUGACCUUGUUGGACCUGGAACCAGAGAACAUAUCAAAACCACAGCCAAAAUCACUUAGGGGUGACACCGAUGAUGACAAAGUUCAGAAAGUUGCGGAACCCCAGUUUACUCAGCCCAGUAGCUCAUGGUGCCACAGCAUUGUUGAUGACUUCCGAAAGAAUGAACAAAAUGUGGUUCUCACCCCAUCCAACUCCAUGACUUUGCUGGGUGUGACCACAGAUUCUUCAAAUGAUGAUGAUGCAAAUCUAGAUGGUGGUAAUCCUGCCACCUCAUGUCAACCUCGAGUUUCUAGUCAAGGUGGAGUCACAGAUGGUUCAAAUUCUUUCUCAGCUUCAGACAAGAAGUAUGAUGGAAAAGAUAAGAACAGAUCUCCUUCACCAAAGAAAAUUGUACGAACUGGUAGCUUUAAAAAGUCGCCCUCCAAGAACGUAGACAGCGGGGAGCAGAAGCUGAUUGUCUGCGAUGAACCAGAGAUGGAUGACAGAACCAAUGCAUUCAGCAAUCCGGUCAUGGAAUCUGAAUGGUCAAACUUUGUGGGUCCCACAGGAGAUGAUCUGUCUUCAAACACCCAGGACUCCCCUGUCACCUCGGCUCCAGAAUCCAUGGCCAUGGACAGAGGCAGCGACGUGAGUUGUUCCCCAAAAGGAGAGUAUAUUAGUUUGAUCGAGCAGUCGUAUUCUCCGGCUCGGACAAGUUCAAGGACAGUGACUUCGCCUGCCAUCAGCGAGUGGUCGGCUCAGAGUACACCUGAUCAUACAACACAUCUACUGAAAGGCAUGCAGUCGCCAGUGCAUCACAGGCACCCUGUGCCACAGCCCAUUAAACUUUCAUCAGCCAACUGUAAAGAUCUGCCAGCCGAACUGGAGACUGAGGAAAGCGAGGAGGUCUUGAGAGUCGAGAAGGAAGGGGAUAAAAUUGUGGUGACGACACAAGUAGAGAACAAGAGAGACAGUGACAUCCCAGUUACAGGCUUUGACUUUCUGGAUGAGUGGUAA